This is a messenger RNA of Lampris incognitus (smalleye Pacific opah), 1143 nucleotides long. RefSeq names its product 6-phosphogluconolactonase (gene pgls). Gene Ontology annotation, molecular function: 6-phosphogluconolactonase activity. The record is from RefSeq and is a predicted model, not a curated record. The transcript is spliced from 6 exons. Gene Ontology annotation, biological process: carbohydrate metabolic process; pentose-phosphate shunt. The coding region runs from base 53 to 814 and encodes 253 amino acids. Lineage: Eukaryota; Metazoa; Chordata; Actinopteri; Lampriformes; Lampridae.
UGGAUUAAAUUUGCCGACAGAAAAUCGUCCUCCUGGAAACCUUAACAGUCUAAUGGCUGGCAGAAGGGUUGCGGUGUUCCCCUCCGCGGCAGAGCUGGGCCCGGUGCUGGCUCAUCUGGUGGCUUCUCGGGCUGAGAAAGCCAUUUCCUCCAAUGCCCGAUUCACCCUGGGCCUUUCCGGAGGAAGCCUCGUGUCCAUGCUCAGCAAGGAGCUGCUCCGUCUGCCAGAUCUGGACUGCAGUAAGUGGGUUGUCGGUUUCUGCGAUGAGCGGGUUGUGCCCUUCGAUGAUCCUGAGAGCACAUACGGGCUGUACAAGAACCACUUGUUCACCAAGAUCAACAUUCCCGAGAGUGGUAUCUUGGCCAUCAAUCCGUCUCUGCCAGUGAAUGAGUGUGCCGAGGAUUAUACCUGUAAACUGAAAGAGGCCUUCCCUAACGACGGCAUACCCAAGUUUGAUAUGCUAUUGCUAGGAAUGGGCCCUGAUGGACACACCUGCUCCCUCUUCCCAGAUCAUCUUCUCCUGGAGGAAACCAGAAAGAUUGUGGCCCCCAUCAGUGACUCUCCUAAACCACCGCCACAGCGUGUGACCAUGACGUUUCCUGUUGUCAACGCUGCAAGCUGUGUGGUCUUUGUGUCGACAGGGGGCAGCAAAGCACCGGUGUUAAAGGACGUGCUGGAGGGUGGGAAAGGUCCAGUGUUCCCUGCAGCUCGUGUGCUCCCUACAGAUGGAGAGUUAUUCUGGCUCAUUGAUGAGCCAGCGGCCGCCUCCUUAACCAUCCAGGUAGAGAGGCCGGGCUCGGGUGCUAAACUAUAAAACUGUGAAGAACAGAAGAAAGAAUCGGGGACGUCGCCACGGUUGUUGUUGUAACUGGAUGUGUAACAUUCCCCAUUUCCACUUGAACGUGUGUUUGUAUGAGUAAGCCUAUGGGAUGUUAGACGUUGACUGUGAAACAACAGCCAGAAUAAUCCGUUAAUCAGAAUCAGAAUACUUUAUUCAUCUCCGAGGGGGAAAUGGAGUCAAAUUUCACUCUCAAUAAUGAUACUUGCACUGUUUUGGAACGAGUUUGAUUAAAGUGUGUGUUUAAUACACGUGUUUAAUAAAUGUGUGUGUGCCGACAAAUAAAUGUUGGGUUGUACAAAUAA